UAUAAAAAUGGCGGCCAAGUUGGGAACAUCACAGAUCAAAGGUUCAGACGUAGUUUACGAUGUGUGUUGUUCAAUAUGCGAAGAUGAUGACAUAUAUAAAGAAGGACGAUUUUAUUGUAAGAAAUGCUCAAAGUAUUUCUGUGACAGUUGUGUGUUAACGCAUAAUAAGUUUCUCAAGGAUCAUGCAGUUACAGCAAAAGGUGAAGGUGACAACUGGCCUGUUAACAAAAAAGUCGAUGACACACUGGAGUUAUGUGUGGAGCACUCUACUGAGAGACUGACGAUGUUCUGUGAAGAUCACGAAAAGCUGCUCUGUCAAUUGUGUCUCUUACAUAAUCACAGGCAAUGCAGUCAUAUUGUUCUGUUGGCUGAUAAGAUCAAGUCAACUGGACAAUGCAUUGACGUUGCCAAAAUUGCAAAACGCAUUGAGGAGUUACAGGAACGUUUAGAAGAUGUGGUAAAAAUAGGAGAACAAAACAUGAAAUCACUUCAAACUUCCUACGAAUAUGUUCUGGAUGAAAUACUUAAAUUACGUCGACAGAUCAGCGAAACUUUCGACCGACUGCAACAAGAAACAAUAAGAAAGUUGGAGCAGUUGCAUUCCAGUUUAAAAAUUUCAUUGGAAAACGAAAGCAAGCAAUGCGUUGAAUUUAUUUCGAAGCUUAAAGAAUAUGACAUUUACUGCUCAGAAAAUAUUUGUUCUGAGCGAUCGUUUAUUAUCAAUAAAAAAUGUUUAGAUCAGGCCGCCUCGGCAGAUUCAUUUCUACGAAAACAAAUCAAGAAUGCAUAUAUUGAAUUUCAGCACAACAAGGACUUAAAACAAUAUCUUGAUUCUUGUACAGAGCUGGGAAAUAUCACUAUUCACGAAGCUCCGCAACGUAACUGCGUUGACCCAAACAGAGUUGUAAGCGUCAAGGACCAGUCACAGUUCAAGGUGCAGUCGACGACUGAUGGGCAUGUCUGUUUCAUAACGGGUAUAUGCGAGGCGUUCAAUGGGGAAAUCAUCAUUGCUGACGCCAACAACCAGUGUGUGAAACUCCUUGAUCAGGCAUUCAACCUGAUAGAGCAGUUACAACUACCUGCCUCGCCUCACUUCAUUUCUAAGAUAUCCCCCAACGAGCUGGUGGUGGCGUGUGGUCAAAGUCGUUGUGUUCGACAGAUUCAUUUCUUACGAGUCGACAAAGGGAGGAUUGUAAAGCGUAAUAACAUAGAACUGGAACAGGACUGUCAUGGUAUGGCGAUUCACCAGGGCGACCUAUUUGUAACGACGAGUACUGUAGUUUGGCAAUUGACAAUGGAAGGUCGGCUAGUGAAGAAGUUGUAUGAGGAAAAAUCUAGACAUUUCAUGGGUAGGGUGUUUCUGUUAUAAAUAUUUAAAAAAUAUAUACAUAAGAUCAACUGAAUUUAUGCUAAUAAAGAAGGUAACCUAAUUUCAGUUUAUAUUAUCACAACGUGCUCAUAGUGAGCUCUUGGAAAAUCGUGUUGUCCCUCUUCUGUUCAUCCCCGAGUCUGCCCUUGCAUUUUUCGACUUUUUCAUCGAACGACAUUUGCUGUGCAGAACUGACGCAAUUGCACAGGAACGUUCAUUGAGUUAUCAAUUAUUAAAAUAGUUGAAAUCGUUCCGGUUGUUGACUAAUUAAGUCGCGGGACGAAAUAAGAGGUUUAAAAACACAAACUCAACCGCAAGGCACAGAUUUUUAAUAUUUGGUAUGUAGCAUCGUGUCGUGGUCCUGUACACAGUUUGUUGAAAUAAUGACAUCUGUGAUCAAAACGGGCCUCUCCUCGGAGGUCACCAUUUUUAUACAGACUUAUGAACCUAUAAAACAAAAUCGUCUUGUCUUAAACUGCAAAGCCCAAGGGUUUCAUAUUUGAUAUGUAGCAUCAUCUAAAUGUUAACACGUUUGUUGAGAGUAUACCCCUGGGGUCAAAACUUGUCCCGCUGCAGGGGUCACUAAUUUUGCAUACAUUUAUAUAGAAUACGUUUCUAAAACCUUUUUGUCCGAAACCGUUAAGCACGUGACCUUUUUCUUUUAUAUGUAUAAUCAUUAACAUUUCUUCUAUACAUUUUUGUCAAAUUGUGUCCAUUUUGAUUUAAAAUACAACCAAUAAGGGUUUAUAGUAGUUUACAUAGUUUAACAUAAACAGAUAUAGAACACACUUUGAUAAAUAUUCUGGUCUGAAACCGCGCAGCACAGGGCUCUCAUGUUUCGGAUGUGGUAUCAUCUUCGAAGUUUGUUUAAAUUACGCCUAUGCGAUUAAAGUUUGCCCUGCUCCGGUGGUCAGCGGUUUUGCAUAUAGGUGUAUUGCUUUGUUUUUCUUUAAUUUGUAUUGGCAAGGCCAAAGCCUCUUUAUUUGAUGUUCCAUCUAGAGGUCGUGUAUGAAGUUUGUUAAGAUUAUGAUUUUUGGGUCUAUAGUAUGUUUAAUUUUACAAUCAGUCCAAUUUCGCCUAAGUGACUGUAGUAAAUUUGCUUUAUUCCUUACAUAAUUGAGAUUGUAUAUUGUGUAAACAUAUUCUGAUUAGUUUCAAUAUCGCCAACUUGUUUCCGAUGUCAUAAAUGAUACUAUCAAGCUUUAAUUUGGUUUCAAUAAUUAAAACAGAAACCAGUCACAUUCAAAACGGUUUGCUAUUACCAUUAAAAUAUGUAUAUGUGUUUAUUUUGUGUAAAGUGAAUUGUUGUAGGAGGUGGAGUUAGCCCUGAUGGGAAGAGGAUCUAUGUGACGGACGACGGUAACAGGCUCCGCACACUAACAAGGGAUGGAGAAGUCACUGUUACUCUUCAUGAUCCUGCAUUUAGAAUGGCCUAUUAUAUACCCAACAUACACGUGGCAGACACAGGACAAGUGUUUGUAUGUGGUGCAAAAACUGUAAAUCAAGUUGAAACGGACGGCAAGAAAGUCCUCAAUUCCAUAACCCUGGAUAGUUUCCACCCUGCAUCUGUCUACGUCAAUGAAGACACAAGCAAGAUGAUUGUUGGAUUUUUUAACAACGACAAUGUCGUUAAAUUUAAAACAAAAGUUUUAUGACUCUUUAUCAUUUACAUUUAUAACAUACGAAACUUACAAUAUCAUUCAUUAUAUUUUGUCUGCAUAUUAUUGAUUUCAGAAUAAGAUUUAUAACUGUAUAACAAAUAUUAUCAAAUUUCUUCCAUUAUAACAAUUAGUCAUCAUAUAUACUAUUGUUUUUGCUAUGAAAUUUAUGUCAUAUUUUACUCUAUAAAAGCCUACCAUUUUCGUCAUAAAGAACCAACAUUGGUGUUGUUAAACACAAAUCUGUUGUAUAUGUCUAGCCAUUUAUAGACUUACUUUUUGUGUAAAUACGGUUUAUUAUUUGUUAUGAAAUGAACAGAACACAAAAGUUGAAAUAUGCAAAGUUAUGUGACUGCAAUCGCAAUACAUCGAAUGAAAAGGAUAUUGAACCACAAAUAGAUCAAACAUUUAUAUAAAACACGCGUGAAAGUGCUUACUUACAGUUUGAUUAAUAUUUGUGAAUUGCUUGGAAACAUACAUUCUACAUUAUUUAAAGUUACGUAUACAUUUUUACCAGAUUUGUUUUAAAAUAUUGCAGUUCUAAAUAUUUAAUUUAGCUUGCGUUCUGUGUUAUGCUUUGUAUCUUGUUGUUACUUUAAAAACAAUUAUUUCUCUCGAGCACAUGCACUUUGACGUUAAUGUAUUUUGUGUCAUGCUCUUGUAAAUUUGUCUAUGGUUAAUAGCUUUACCAAUAUUGUCAUUUAGUUAAUGCUUUUAACAUAACCAGGGAUAGUAAUAAGAGUUUGCUCACGGUGGUCAAUCUAUUGUUUAUUAAUUCCUAUAUUUCAAUAUGGUUCAAUAAUAAUAGGUUGCUGUUCGACCAGAGAAAGUCAUGAUGUAAAUCAUAGAUGGCGGUUGUUCACACCAUUUUUUCCCAAGAAGUUCUUGCUUCAAAUACUCAAAUGACAAAACAGAUACUAUGCGACUAAUGCUUUGAACAUUAAAUGUUUUAAGUCCUUUCUCAAUAAUAAUAAAAAAAAUUGUUACAACGUACCAAUAUAAAUCCUCCAUUUUGUAGCACGCUGCGUUUAUCGUCCUCUGAAUUUCCCAACGGUAAACAUUUUUCAAUAUCAAUGGCUUCAUGUGAAAUGGUUACACCUUAUACAUUUAAGCAGAAUCCCAUUAUUAUAGACGUGAUUUCCUAUCCUCCUUUUCCCUUUCACCUAGCUUGACAUUUGACCUUCACUAUUAUUAAUAGGAGAAAUUACUAUAUGACGACUCACCACCAUGUGAAAUGUGUAGUAUUUACAUAAUUAAUAUUUUACAUUACCAAUCUAUGGUGAUUAGAUCUUGAGUUAUUAAAUGGAAACCAAAAUGGACGGACAUGGUUUAUUUGGAAGCUUUAGACAAAGAAGGAAUAUUGCGAUUAAUAGUGGGACAUUUAUUAAGUCUUGAGAACGUACUUUUAGGGCUUGAAAUACAACUUACGAAUAAUUUUGUCAUUGUCAACCCAUCAAUAUACAUGCAUAAGUAUAGAAUAGGAGACCGAAUAUUCCAAUUGCCGACAAAAUAACCCGGUACAUUUUUAACAAACAGCAAUAUAACAACGCCAUUAAUAUUGUUUUGUUGAAAAAUACCUACAUAUUGACCGUUGACUUUAAUUGAAACUAUAAAAAGGGUAUAUGUUUUAGUCUUUUGUACUUGACAUCUAUUAUUAUGCAUGUUUUAUUCUGUUCAAUAUUUAACAGCUGGGUAUCAGGUACAUUUCUAUUGAUUUUAUUGUGUUGUUGUUGUUGUUGUAAUUAUUGUAUGCCACCUGUUUAUACACACUAUUUGAUCAAGUAAGUUCAAACACUACAAGGGGAUUAAAGUAGGCCAUAUGACUUUGCAAACGGCAAUUAAUUAUUACAAAUAUAUUUUAACAGAGAUUGAACGUGGUUUUAUAAAGGCUCAUAGUCAAAAUAUAGUUUUAUAAAUAUUUAUUUUUCUAUAUUACAUACUGUAUUAUAAAUAAUUUAUAUUUAAGAAUAUAAUAGCUGUAAUGCAUGUUUUACGUAAUGACUAUAUCAUGCUUGUUUUGAAAUAAUUUGUAUUAAAUUGUAUUGAAAUCGAUCGGAAUUAACUUUUGUCAUAACGGUAUAAUCAACAAACUAUAUUCUAGAUACUCAUAGUAUUGGAUACACAAAAUCACUUAAGUUUUUAGUUACGAAUUGACAAAAAUAUGGCAAACAUUGUAAAUUCUUUUAAUUCAAAUGAGGCAUCAGUGUUUUCAGUUUGCAUUAUAUAUUGGCAAAAUUAUUAGCUCUAGAACAUAAACAAGUCGUAUGAAAACUGAACAGUGAUUAGUUUGUGUUGUAAUGGUUGUAAUUAUAUUAGAUAUUAUAUUAUAUUUAUAGAUGACAUCUACGUAUUAUUAGUUCACUUACAUAUUUUUGUCAAUUAAAAUACGGAUUUAUGUUCAGUAUUGAUGAACGCAACAGGUUAACAGUAAAAGAGUUAUAAAUUUAUGUCUUGUAUUGAUGAACGAAACAGGUUAACAGUAAAAUAGUGAUGAAUAUAUGUCCUGUAUUGAUGAACGAAACAGGUUAACAGUAAAAGAGUGAUGAAUGUAUGUCCUGUAUUGAUGAACGGAACAGGUUAACAGUAAAAGAGUGAUGAACUUAUGUUCUGUAUUGAUGGACUCUACACUAUAACAGUACACGAGUGAUGUAUGUUAGUUCUGAAUUGAUGAACGCCAAAGGAUAACAGAAAAGCAGUGAUGGAUUUAUGUACGUCUCUUAAACAUUAUUGAUAAACGCAACUUAUUUAAAGUGAAAUAAAUUGUCGCUCUUUCAUGUUACUGUUGACUU
Molecule: messenger RNA, 5816 nt
Organism: Dreissena polymorpha
Lineage: Eukaryota; Metazoa; Mollusca; Bivalvia; Myida; Dreissenidae
Product: transcription intermediary factor 1-beta-like
Exons: 3
Coding region: 8-1369 (453 amino acids)
Molecular function (GO): zinc ion binding; protein binding
Source: RefSeq, a predicted model, not a curated record